AUGUCCGCCAUCAGCAGGAAAAACGCCUGCGAUCUGCUCUCUCAUCUUGUGGUGCAGCUGUCUAACCCGCCCAGCGGAUAUGAAAGACACAAAGGACUAUAUGAGGCUGGCCCGACCCCCCGUCGCCAAGGGCGCGAUGUUGCUGCCAUCAGGAACCUGCUCUUCACAAGCAUGCGCACCGAGGUCUUUGAGAUAUUCUCCUCGCCGAAUUUGAAGCCGAAGGGGGAAACUAUCAAGUCAAAGGCGGGCGACAUUUCCAAGCCGGAGAGAGGCGUGUACCUCCACAUGAUCGUGGGCAGGGACAACACAGUCCGACAACCUGACCACUUCAUCGUCCUCGCGGUGCUGCCGCCGGGCCCCACCGCUGCAGGUUUCAGCCCCAAGGAGCAGGCGCUCCUGUUGAAUAUGCUCGAGAUGUGGUGUGCGCUGCUAUUAUCCACGCUGCAACCCAGCACGAUGGCGCAGUGGCAUGAGUAUGGGGCCCGUGCCGGUGCUGGCAGGCCGUGGGUUGGUUUGAACCUUGGGUGUCCGCUUGAUCAUGGUGGACCGGUCAAGUAUGUCAAUUGGAGGCAUGCCCUGAGCGAGAGUGAGGACCCACUGGCCACUACCUACGUGGUAGAUGUUUUGGAUGGGAGGCGCACGAUCAGUUCCAUCUCAGAUGGCUCUGAGCCACGACGUGAUGAAGUCCUGCCAAUUCGCCAGCAUGAACUCUAUACAUACCACGCGAACCAAUACGAUUACUCGGGCGGAGGCUCUCCGUCCGAGCGGAGUCAAGACGCAGUGGACGCGCAACUUGUGAAGGAUCAAGCCAGGGUCUACUGGGAUCAGAUCAGGGCUGAAGAGGCCCAGGUCAGAGCCGACACGCAUCGCAUGAGCGAGAGGCUCAGGGUCGAUAUUCAGCGCGUAGAUGCCCAUUAUAGGGCCCAGAUCCGGCGAGCAGAAAGGGAGAUGCAGGAGAUGGAUGAGGAUAUGCGAGAUAUAGGCUGGCGCAUGAGUGAUACUGUCUUCGGCAUAUAG
Diaporthe citri is the source of this 1017-nucleotide messenger RNA. RefSeq lists its product as uncharacterized. The transcript has 5 exons. The coding region runs from base 1 to 1017 and encodes 338 amino acids. The record is from RefSeq and is a predicted model, not a curated record. NCBI's taxonomy places the organism in Eukaryota, Fungi, Ascomycota, Sordariomycetes, Diaporthales, Diaporthaceae.